AUGAAGUGGGCUGAAUCAGAAACUUUAAAACUAGUGGAGCUUUACGGGGAGUUUCCGUGUAUCUGGGAUAUAAGCCACCGUGAUUAUAAAGAUAAGAACAAAAGGAAUGCGGCCUAUGAAUAUAUUAUUCGUGCAAUGAGCAAGGAAAACUUUGGAGUUUCUGAAUUAAAACAAAAAAUCAAAAACCUCCGAUAUACUUAUAACCAAGAACGAAUGAAAAUAAAAAAAUCUCAAAAGUCUAGCAGUGGAAGUAACGAAGUUUACGUGCCUUCUUUAAAAUGGUACUAUGUAAUGGAUACAUUAUUAAAAUCUAUUACACGAAGCACCGAGACUCAGGAUAACUUUGAAGGAACAAUACAAUCUGAGGUACGUACCUAG
Messenger RNA from Parnassius mnemosyne (clouded apollo), 378 nucleotides. NCBI's taxonomy places the organism in Eukaryota, Metazoa, Arthropoda, Insecta, Lepidoptera, Papilionidae. The record is from the annotation of a GenBank genome assembly.